AUGCCUCGUCCAACAAAGCGAAGCAAGCAAAUAACAGCCUUGGCUAACGAAAAGCGUCGCAAGAGUGCUCAAGCAGCGGGACGUCAGGUGCUCGAAGAACUCGCGGAGGAAGCCCGCCAGAUGCCGUGGUGCUCUCCUGCAUCCGUGCAGAUUCUGAAAGACGACACUGACUCGGAUGAAAAUGACUCUGAUUUCGAGGAGGGCCCCGACCUGUUUGUUGCGGAUAUUAUUUACGCAAAGAAAACCAACCGAGAAGGUGAAUCUUUUUAUUUAGUAAGUUGGGUUAACUACGAUCGCCUGACUUGGCAGCCGGAGCAUGACUUGCCCUAUCGGCUGAUUGCAGAGUUCAACAGUGAGGAGUUGGGUGUCUUCUGGCCAGUUGACUACCGAGCCAGCAUACCAUUUGGCUUCGACGCAGGGCUCAACGCGAACGGGACUAGAGCUAGGCGCUAGCAAUACAAUUUAAAUUGCGGG
Molecule: messenger RNA, 474 nt
Organism: Phytophthora nicotianae INRA-310
Lineage: Eukaryota; Oomycota; Peronosporomycetes; Peronosporales; Peronosporaceae
Exons: 1
Coding region: 1-453 (150 amino acids)
Source: RefSeq, a predicted model, not a curated record